Schistosoma rodhaini is the source of this 1809-nucleotide messenger RNA. NCBI's taxonomy places the organism in Eukaryota, Metazoa, Platyhelminthes, Trematoda, Strigeidida, Schistosomatidae. The record is from the annotation of a GenBank genome assembly.
CGCUAUUAAGGCCUUGUGUAUUUAACCGCUCACCAUGAAUUGGGUCUCAAAGUAGUCAAAUUUCGUUAUUGAACUAAGUUCUCGUCAGCCUUCUUUGAAUCCAUUUCGACUGCGAACUAUCAGCAUCUGUUUUAAAAGGUCUGAAUUCAUUCUUUGGAAAUGCGGCGUGAAUCGGAUCACGAGAAUCUGAAAUACAUCCCUGGGGAAUUAUUCAGUAAAUUUAAAAAUGUACUAGAUCCUUCUGAUAAUGAAUUGAAAACGAUCAACAGAAACUCUCACGAGGCCAUUGAAUUGAUGAAAAAGAAAGUUAGAGAUGGAUUUUCUACGGAUGAAACUCGCCUCUCAACUCUGUUGGAUAGAUUCCACGCUAGACUGGGUUCUAAACCUAAUAAUGACAUCCGUCACAAAGUAAACCAAUUAGCAUUGCGGCUUUCGGAGAUCGAUUGUCGUAGUUGUUCUAUCCACAGCAUCAAAAAUCGUGUUCUUGCAUCCAAAGAAUACCAGGACAAUUUAGAAACAUUGAUUACCUCUUUAGAGAGUUCAUACAAUUCACUAAGGACAAUUAUUAUGGAAGUCGAGGAGAUGGAGAGGAAUUUAGUAAGAUUUUCUAAUGAUUGGCGCCUUUCUCAAGAAAGUGUGCUGUCAGAUAUGCGUUCCAUGCAACAUAUUAAAGAAAAGUAUUCAAAUUUAUCGAAGUCCCUAAGGGAAUCUGAUCGUCAAUUAAGUGAGUUAUUGUCAUCUGUGGAAAAAGCACCUGAUCAGCGCCUUUUGAUGUUAUGGAAGAAGGAAAUCGAGGAAAUGAAAGAACGGAAGACAUUAUUAUCUAGUCGUGUGGACCAGUACAUGGGGAUUGAUAUCGAUACCACAAAAGCCGAAAAACAAUUAAGUGAUGCUCUUUCUCAAAUGGUAUCGUUUCUUUUGCUAUGAAUAAGCUUUCUUUAUCUUUACUAGGCAUCAGUAGACUCACAGUUACAGAAGAUUAUGGGCUUCAACGCAUGGAAUUAAAGCCUAUCCUCAAUGUAAAGCACUUACACCUCAAAAGCUUGUUAUAACUUAUGUAUUUCACGGAUUACAUGGAUAUAAGCAUUCAUUCCCAAACGGAACAGCUUAACCUCUUGAAUUUUUGUCAAUAUAUUAUAUUUAUAUUGUUAAUUUACAUAUAAAACGAUUUUAGUCUCAAACAUUCUUAUGAUUCUACUUUUAUAUUCAUGCACAUAUAACUUUUGUUCCGGAAAUGAGUAACAACAGGAAUUUAAGCGCUUUCGUGAUUCUUGAUCAAAAUCAAAUUUUUGAUAAAGGUAUGAGGAGUUUAUUCUUACACAGGUUAUAGUUUUGGUUUUUAUGUAUUGUAUUUCCAAGUAAUUUCAAUAAAUUUUUUUGUGAAAAUACUGGUUUCCUCGAAAUUGGUUACAGUGGGACUGACGAUUCUCUUUAACAUCUAGUCUAUUAACAUAAUAUCAUUCCGUAUUUUUCAUUUUGCCACUAUCUAUUUCUUGUAAGAUUCCAUUAUACUGGUAACGUUUUUGCCUGUCUGAUGGCUAGCAUUGUAAAGCAUUAUAUUAAAUUUUAACUCAUAUACCAAGCUUGAACGGAAUUGCUUUGUUCAGGAUUACCUUCAUUUUGAUUUUUCUCAGCUAAAGGAAUUUUGUGGAUUAUUCCACAAUAAUAUCCGUGUAGUUCUGUCUUGCUUGUCUAGGUUUUCUGAUAGUAUCUAAACAAACCAUUUAAAUGUUUUUACUUUUGACUAAAGAUGCCUAGAUAAUAGUUUUUUGUUAAUUAUUCUUUAUCAGAAUGGGAAUUUGUAUACAU